Molecule: messenger RNA, 5082 nt
Organism: Pseudophryne corroboree (corroboree frog)
Lineage: Eukaryota; Metazoa; Chordata; Amphibia; Anura; Myobatrachidae
Gene: GPR150
Product: G protein-coupled receptor 150
Exons: 1
Coding region: 108-1367 (419 amino acids)
Biological process (GO): G protein-coupled receptor signaling pathway; cellular response to hormone stimulus
Cellular component (GO): plasma membrane
Molecular function (GO): peptide binding; G protein-coupled receptor activity
Source: RefSeq, a predicted model, not a curated record
ACUAGUCACCUGUAGAUUUGAGUCGUUGCUUAUCUGCGGGAGAGCUUCAGCACCUUAACAGCUGAACAGCGGCCACUGCCCGGGGAAAGAGGCACCAGUCAGUGGCAAUGGAAGAAUUUUUCCCGUACGGGAGCUUUUCUGUGGACAAUAAUGGGUCUGAGACUGACAGCCAGGUCUCCCCAGACCACACAUUCGGCAAUGUGUCUUUCUCAGAGCGCAGCAUAGUAGCAGAGUCACCUCGUUACAACAGGCAAAUGCGCAUAAUAACAAUGACCAUCAUCUUUGCGGUGGCGCUUGUGGGUAACUCUGUGGUCCUGUAUAAGAUCUGCAGCGGGAAGGAUAAGAAGCGGAAGAUUAACUUCCUGAUCGCCCAACUGGCCCUGGCCGACCUCUGUGUCUCCGUUCUGACCCUGCUGUCACAGAUCGUGUGGGAGCUCCUGGAGGAUGAGUGGCUGGCUGGAGAUGUGUCCUGUCGGAUCUUUAAAGUCUUUCAGGUCUCUGGACUCAUUGCAUCGUCCAAUAUAAUCGCCAUAAUUGCCCUGGAGAGACAUCAUGUCAUUAUGAACCCCUUAAGCUCUCCUCUGCCCACUAGAUGCUUUGCAGGUCUAGGCUGGCUGCUAGCUUUCCUUCUCUCGGUCCCACAAGGUUUUGUCUUCAAAGCAGUUUCCACAGAAGAGGGGAGAAGGUGUUGGAAUGUGUUUGGGCAGCUGCCCAGAUGGCAUGUCCAGGUCUAUAUCAUCUAUAGCUCUGUCACGGUAUUCUUCUUACCUUUCUGCAUCUUAACUGUAGCCUACAGUCGUAUCCUCUGGAUUGUCUGGGGAAAGGCUAAGAGCUCGAAAGCAGAGAAACAACCCAACGGAGCAUGCGAGCUCCAGGCAAGCAAGAAAACUUUGAAACUGGUGGCCACCAACAGCUGCAUCCCCCGGGCAAAGGUAAAGACACUUAAAAUGACCCUAGUUAUCAUCAUCCUGUUCGUUGUGUGCGGACUGCCUUACUUCGUUGUGGAGAUGAAAAUAGCAUUUGGCACCAUCACUGGGUUGGAUAAGGAGGUCAUGGCUGUGCUGGGAAUAUUUGUGGUGACCAACAGUGCAGUGAACCCCUAUGUCUACAUCUUCUUCAAAACUAACAAUGUAUUUCUCAGGAGGCUGGAGAAGAAGAUGUGUUUCUGCUGCUGCCUACAUGAGCGCAGAAAGCCCACCUUCCGCAUGCAGCUCUUCCCAUCCUCCACACCAACGCAUAAGCAUGAGCUGUCCAGCACCACCACGUCUGAAGUGGAGGAAUGCUCCGUCUUACACCGAUCACUCUUCCUACAGGCGGUGGCGCCCGGUGACAAGAGGCUGGGCGCCCAAUGUGAGAGCUGUAUGUAAUGGAUGGGACAUCCUGGCAGCUAUGCCACUUACAAAAACAUAUGCCCAGUGCGAGCACCAACACGUCGCCGUCAGUACAGUGAUCCGUGAUAUCGUAAUAUGCUAAGCAUUACUUACCUGUAACAGGGGGGCCGUCAUUCUAACCUGUAGAACGUUACCUAGGACUCCGAAGCUGGCACAGUUUGUCUGACUGAUUGGAGUAGGUUAGCAUUACUGCCCAAAUAAUGCAGCCAGAAAAGACAGCAAACAAUACGAGGCUAAAUAACUUCCUAGUAAUGUAUUUACCAUAGAGUGUACACAUCAUGUAUACUGUAUGUAGUACAUAACAUAAUGGUACAAGCUGCAUCUCCCCUCGGGUGGUGGUGGUGGGUUUACAGGUUAGAGGGUGCUAAACUGAAGCUGUGCCUAGGGUGCAGAGAGACCUUGCACGUCAUCCAUCACUUGUGCAAUACUAUUUUGGUGUCACCCCCUUGGAUGGUGUCACCCAGUGCUGUCUGCGCCCCUCUAGUGAUGCCACUGGCUGACAUAUUAAAGCACAUCAAAAACAGGUGUGGGUUUUUGUUGUUGUUUUUUUUUUAACAUAAGUCACUGUAGCAGACUAUAAGAAUGUAAUUAUUUUCCAUUUUGUCUUCAGGCUGCUAUUAAUGAUUUAUGCUACUGUAAUACCAUGGAAACCACAGUCACAUGGCCUCCGCCACCUCCCUCUGUCACAUGUAUGGUCAAGCACAAGAAGACUGGUCCUAAAGGUGUCCAAAAGACAUGCUUAAAGCUUUUCGAUGUGAUGGGGUGGAAACAGAUGCCAUUAUGAGAGCAACCGUAUCGCCCCUUCAGACAUGGGCUGGCAGCAUCAGUUGCACACAGUCCUGUAAAAUGAUAUAGUGAACAGAGGGUCCAUGUCAUACUGAGAGCUGUGAGCCUUUACAGACUGACUGUGUUUGGUAGCCCCUCAUACACAGAUUUAUCAAGCCUUGGAGAGUGAUAAAUUGCACGGUGAUAAAGUAUCAGACAGUCAGCUCCCAACUGUCAUUUUUGCAAACACAGCCUGUAAUAUGGCAGGUAGGAGCUGAUUGGUGAGUACUUUAUCACCAUGCUAUUUUUCACUCUCUAAGGCUUGAUAAAUCUUUUGAUAAGAAGAUAAUGUCUUUCAAAAAAACAUCUUACAAAACGCUUAAAAGUACUUUGCUAUCUAAAGAAAAUAAUUCUGGCUGGUAUGGCUGCUGUAGUGUUUUGCACAAUAGUGCUUAUAAUCCCCAAACCUUACAUUUAGUCAGUGAUAUUUCCUGUAGUUCUGUAAGUGCAGUUCACCUGCCAGGCUGUUACGCUCUCUGUAUAUCAAAAGGGAUCCAGCACAUUACUCUUAAUCAAAAGCAUUGACUUAACACAGAAAGGUAUCUGUCCUGUUAUAAAGUGCUUGCCUUUAAACAUGGAAUUGCCUAGUUUGUAAAUGUAGAAAUUGUUACCUUGUGUGCUUUAUUUAUUGUUAUGAUUUGUGUACACGCUAUUUUCAUGGAUUAUGCACAGUAUAUAUAGAUGUAUCAACCUAAGGCCAAGCAAUGUAAUAUUUCACUACAAAUCUAGUUAUUACCUGCUGAAUGCAAUAUGUUUGUUUGAAAACAGGUAACACUGUUUCUAAGCUAUUUAAAUGAUAUGCUGUUGUUAUACACUAUUGCUAUAUCAUACUGUGAAAUUUAAACAUUAAUACAGUAUGUGGUAGUCAGUUAGCUUCUGACCCUGCAGUCUUAUAACUUAUAAUCAGUAGUGUAAGUCCCAGAGACAACGGAGACAUUUGCCACCAGGAUCCAGCUGUCAGAAGGGCCCUAAGAAAGAAAGAGAGGGGGCUUCUGAACCAGAAAAGAUCUCUCUCUACUCAUUUCAUAGUGACUUGCUGCAGUCAGUGCUGACUGCUGUCCAAGCUCAGAAACCUCCUUCGAAGACCCCUUCAGUUGAAGAGUAUGGAAUGUGUCUGAUAACACAUAAAAGUGUGUACAAUAAGCUACAGCUCUGUGUCUUAUAUGAGUAUAGGAAGGAAAGCAGAAGUUACUUUUAAAGGGAGGUGGGGGUAUUACUCAGAGCUUGGAGAGGGAUACAAUUGUGAGAGAUAAAGUACCAGCCAAUCCGCUCCUGUAAUUUUUCAAACACAGCCUGCAAAAUGUAAGGCAGAAGCUGAUUGCCGGUUACGUUAUCUCUCACAAUGUUUUAUCUCUCCGAGCUGUGAUAAAAACCCUCCUAAAGGGGGGUACUGACGGAGCAAUCACUGCUUAAAAUCCAAGCAAUCUGACUAGAUUGCUUAGAUUUUAAGCAGCGAUCACUCCGUGUGUACCCCUCACAGCGAUAGCGCAUCGCUAUCGCUGGUGCUAGAUUGGCCUGCAUGCAGGCCAAUCUAGCAGGUCGCUCACAUCACCUGCUAGGUGAAAUGAGCGCCCCCCCGUUUCCCCCCACAUGCUCAGCACACAUCGCGCUGUGCUGAGCGGGGGGAGAGAUGUGUGCUGAGCGAACCGCUCUCCCCAAAUCGGCCCAUGAAUACGGCCCUUAAGGGCUCUAUUUAUUAUUAUUAUUUGCAGCCAGCACCUGUAAAUAAAGAUUCCUUAUCACCACAGUUAGCUGCAAUAAGGAAUCUUUAUUGUCCCAGAUGUACCACUGGCAAGUCACUGGGAUGUCAGCACAUGUGCAACCUGGAACUACUGGGGGGCACCACCUUCUAUUUCGCCUCCAAGCGCCUGGCAUGAGCUUGUGCCCCUGCUUAUACUGUUAGCCUCUGAUCCUGCUCUCUUAUUUCUUAUGCUGUUAGCCUCUGAUCCUGCUCUCUUAUUACUUACACUGUUAGCCUCUGAUCCUGCUCUUAUUACUUACACCGUUAGUCUCUGAUCCUGCUCUCUUAUUACUUACACCGUUAGUCUCUGACCCUGCUCUCUUGUUUCUCAUGCUGUUAUACACUGAUUCUUUUCUCUUAUUACUUACACCAUUAGCCUCUGAUCCUGCUCUCCUAUUACUUACACCGUUAGCCUCCGAUCCUGCUCUCCUAUUACUUACACCGUUAGCCUCCGAUCCUGCUCUCCUAUUACUUACACCGUUAGCCUCCGAACCUGCUCUCCUAUUACUUACAUCGUUAGCCUCCGAUCCUGCUCUCCUAUUACUUACACCGUUAGCCUCUGAUCCUGCUCUCUUAUUACUUACACCGUUAGCCUCUGAUCCUGCUCUUUUAUUACUUAUACUGUUAGGGGGACAUGUACUAAGCAGUGAUAAAAGUGUAGAAGUGAGCCAGUGGAGAAGUUGCCCAAGGCAACCAAUCAGCAUUGAUGUAACAUUUCUAAUUUGCAUACUUUAAAAGUAUACAGAGCAGCUGAUUGGUUGCCAUGGGCAACUUCUCCACUGGCUCCCUUCUCCACUUUUAUCAUUGCUUAGUACAUGUCCCCCUAAGUCUCUGAUCCUACUCUUUUAUUACUUACACUGUUAGUCUCUGAUCCUGCUCUCCAAUUACUUACACGUACACCGUUAGCCACUGAUCCUGCUCUCUUAUUACUUACACUGUUAGCCUCUGAUCCUGCUCUCUUAUUUCUUAUGCUGUUAGCCUUUGAUCCUGCUCUCUUAUAACUUAUACUGAUAGCCACUGAAUAUGCUCUCCUAUUAUUUUUAAAUCAGACUCAUUCUAUUCUUCAUCUUACUGUAUUAUCAUCUUGGAAAGCUGUUUGUUGCCACAAUUUAAUUGUAACCAUAU